This is a messenger RNA of Phytomonas sp. EM1, 7290 nucleotides long. The record is from the annotation of a GenBank genome assembly. Lineage: Eukaryota; Euglenozoa; Kinetoplastea; Trypanosomatida; Trypanosomatidae.
AUGAACCGUCGUUUAGGGGAUCUAUGCCAGCGAUUGAGGAUCCCUCCCUCAGGUGUUCGUUCUUCGCCGUCUCCUGCUGCGAUUGAGCAGCAGCAAGGGAGGUCCGUGGGGGGUACAAGUCUGGGGCCUUGCCGGCUAAGCCGUUACUCCACAGCGCAGACUGACUUUGAUGGCGAGUGCGCGAUGGUGGAGACUGCCGCGGAGGGGCGCCACUCAGGACGUACGGGGAAGCGCACCAUGGCUACCCGUUCCCGCCGCAAGCCACGCUCACGGAGCCUCGUUGGGGAAACGGGACGGGGUGUUUUUUCCCAAUUGCAGCGGCCAAUGCAAUCGAAGACUCCGGAGCUGAUCCGCGGCACAGGGCCUAUGUUGUUCACCCGCUUCGCAACGGUGUGCAAUUGGGGGCGCAGGAGUUCGAUCGAGAUCCUUGGUGAUGUCGAUAGGGAAGCCCGUCAUCAUAGCUACCAAGGUGCCGAAUAUAUACUAAGGCAUUCGCGUUUUUUCCAUCAGGAUAGCUUUCGCCUGACCACCGACGUCGAUGUCCAUCGUGGACGAUCGGCAAUGGCUCCUGCGCGACAGCAGGGGUACCCUUCUGUGGCGGAUGACGUAUCCAUCGCAAAACUCUAUGGUAGCCAGAAGAUAGACCAGACCAAACGAAUUCGACAACACUAUGGGCUAGAGGAGGAGCGGAUUGAGCAUCGACGCCUCCGGAAUCUUCCUGCAGGGAAGGAUGGUGCUCAUACGAAUAGUGGACGCAUCCACCUUCUCGGGGAGAAGGACCUGGGGGGAUAUGCGACCAAGGGAGCAGUGAAGCAUGCGGCUAUGGUGGACCUUGGUGCAACGCAAUCCUCUACCGGAUUAAACUCCGAACCCUAUUGGACGGCGUUCUGCACGAAGGAAUGUGAUUAUCGUUCCCCUUUCCAUGAUUACGCAUCGUCGUUACCGUCGUUGCAUGUGUCAAAACAUGCGGCCGGUGCAGCCUUUUCCUUUCUUUCCCCUGAAGACGGCGCAGACAUGCUUUUGGAUGCGACCAACGUGACAUCGUUCUCGCCUCCGCAGUUCACUUCUCAGGGCGUGGAUUGCUCGCUUAGCGUUUUUAGCGGCGCUAGCGGAAGCAUCAUGGCUACCCCUCGCGUAGAAAGCAUGGAGGUUGCUCAAAAAAGGUGUAACUCGGCCAUGUUGUCGACGCACGCAUCUCGCGCGAACCGCACGCGCGAGAUGCAAACCCCACUUUUGUCAUCGCCCUCUGUGGAAGGGUUGGAGGACUUGACGAUGAGCUUCUCGAUGCCUAGUAUGAGGUCUGCAUCAGCAGAGGCCGGUAGACGAGCAGUCAUAGAGCUUCCCAGGCGCCGUGCUUCAGUCCAGCUAGAAAGUGUGUCGAGUUUGUCAUUAUGUCAGGAGGCGUCAUCGUUUUCCCCUAGUAGCUUUGUGGACGACAUCGACAGGGCGGCGACUGGAUUUGUUUCCUCGCAGGACUCCAUCGGCGAUGUGGUGAAAAGCCGCCAGAAGUCCCGGAAAGGAAGUCGGUUUGCAAACAGGAGGGUUGGGCGUGCAAAAAGGGAGUUCGGUCGUCCACCCAGGGCUGCGCACCCGCCUUCCCGGCAGACCAUUCUUGAUUUUUCUUCCGCACAGAGGCAGUCCGCGCCGAGCAGCGGCGCAACGGCGAUGCCCGGCUUGCCAGGGAAGGGAAGGACUGUAGGCUCGCCUUGGCCGCGCUUCGAGGGUGAUCUCAGCCACUGCGAGCCCAACUUGCCAACCCUGCAGCGCGCAAACCGCCGCAUAGGGACGAGGCUCUUUAUGGGCAAAGAGCGCAAUACGGGAGCCCGCUGUGUGAUACGGUCGUGCGUUAUCACGGCGGGCAUGCUGCAGGGUCUCUUGGAGCUCCUUCAAGGCCAUCUGAACAAGCUGCGCGAGCGCAUCACGGUGGACGCUGCCCUGUCAUCCCCUUCAUGUCCAUCCGCUGCUCGCUCGACGAUCCAAUCACUGUCCAACAACGUAAUAGAAGACUCUUUUGAUCGAGAUGAAGUAGGUGCGAAACAUGGAGAGUUAGUGGGCGAUGGCACUUGGCCCGUUUUUGCCAUAUUGUCGUCUUGCACCGGUGCUGGUCCUGAAGGCUGCGAAAAAGCUUCUAGAAAACUUUUGUUGCAUCAGUUAACCUCAAAAAGACUACAUGAUGUGCUCGACAGCGCUUCCUCAAAUCUUGGCAGAUGUGAGUUAUUGCCCGGGCGUCACGCCCGCGACUCUUCUGAGGGUGAAUGCUUAAGCAUUGACCCUAUCCUACCCCACAGAAACUUUCUUCAUGACAGAAAUGAGGAGGUUGGCGAUAUCAACAGUUCGAAGUGUGUGCGUGCUCAGGCUUUGGAGUCUGAACGAUCAUUAAAGGGUGAUGUUGAUAAUCAUUUUGGUCUUCCGACACUGCUGAGCUGUGGAGGAAGUCGCGCCAACGUUUCCAUUCCAGCGCGCAGCACAGUCACAGGAUGGUCGAAGGAUGCUGCCACAAUGGGCGGGGUGGAUGAAAGAUCGCCCCAUUUAGGCCCUAUUCCUUCGGAUGUUCAACUCAAGGAGUUAUUCCUGGAUGAUAGCUUUGUUCGCUCUGUUCUGCAUAAUUUUUGCGCCAUUUUUAUGCCCAUGUUGCAGAGCGGCAACACGGUGGCGAAGCAGGCGGGAAGCUCCCAGGGGCAGGGUGAGGGAUUUAGGGCUGUAGCUGAAGGUGAGAAUAUUGCUUUGGUCGUCCCCGAAUCCCAUCAUCAUAGGGAUGAAAGCAAGCCACGACGAGAGGAGCAUCCGUUGGAGGAAGAUGAUGUCCAUGUAUCACCCACUAGCGCUGCGCCUCUGUUAGUGGAGGCAUCUGACGCGACCAAGUUGUUCCUAAUACUACCCACACUGGGUGUUGAAGUACAGGGGUUACUCCAGAUGGAAGGUGCCGACGACGCGGAGGAAACAGAGAGGCUCCAAGACACCUCCGCGACAUUCGAGAAGAAGGCCACCUGCGCGCCUUUUCCUUCCACGUCUUCGAUCCACCCAGUAGGCCCCACACAGCGAUCACUCCAUGCGGCAGGGGUUGACCAUUGUCCCGUGAACGGGGGCACCACUCCCAUAGCUCCAUCCCGAUCAUCCCAUCCAGCGCCACGCCAUUCCAGCCCAACGGCCUCCACCAACCUUACCACUUCCCUAGGGGUUACCCCAGCCGCUGAGGUGGACCAAAAAUGGGGCUCCACGGCCUCGACCAGGCGGCUAGACAAGGCUGUGCCAUUGUCGUCGUACGCAUCCGAGACUCCCGUGCUGGUUUUGAACCUUGCGUUACCUUACAUCUCGCAGGGGAAUCUCCGUGAUGUGUGGGAGGGCUACCGUGCAUCGUACAGGCAGCGGUGGCACUGUGAGGUGGAUCCGGUCACGCAGGAAAGCGUGAUUCGCCGCGCCGUGUGGGCGGUACUGCGACGGCUGGAGGUGCUGCAUCGGACCUUGGGGCGCGGCCAUGGAAGUGUUAAACUGACCAAUGUCUUUCCACUUCCAUUUGUAGGCGAGGCGGUUCAGCACUUUUUAGGCGAUGAGAACGCAACCGCUGAGAUGGGGAUGCCAAUCCAUGCAGAUCAGACUGAUGCGAGUGGAGAUAAUCGGCCUAAAGUGGCGUCAGGUGUUGAGGGGGUGUACAAAAGAUCAUCUAGAAGCCGUGCAGCGGAGAGCGAGAGGCAGCGUACACACCAGGCUGGUGCAAUCACAUCAGUGGAGCCGUCCCAGCCUGUGGAGGGGGGUAAUCUCUUGAUCGGUUUGCUGGAUCGCCCCGAGGUUGGGUCUGCGGAUACGGUGAUAUCAGCUUUGGAUUCACGGUUGUGCACCAUGGGUGGUGGUGCGGGCUGGCUCUUUGCCGCAGAGCUGCCAGCACACGGCUGGAACAUGCAGGUAAAUGCCCAUAAAGGGGAGUUAUUGGGUGUUAGAAAAAAAUCCCAGAGCAUUGAGCCAACGUCAACGGCCGUACAAGCGUCGGUAGAAAAAGAUAACGGAGAGGCUACAGCUCCGCGAUUGUCAUACGAUUAUCCCGUACUGCUUCUGCCAGACGGCGUGGUGAAAUCCCUUUCAAAAGGUGCCCAAGGAUCACCUGACGGACGUGAACUUCCACACUGCACCGUGGCAUCGAGGAGAGAUUUGGGGGAUACCGGGCGGUAUCCGCGUAAAUUCUCUACUUCCGACGCACUUCAACACGACAAAAGCUCGGUGUGGUCUUCCCAAGUCAUCGCGGCUACCAUGUCUGCUACUUCUACAUCUGGAAUGCCGUUACCGGUGUCGUCGACGCCUAACGAUUUGACCUCUAGUAUCACAGCGGCAGCGGAUGAUCCCCUAGGUGAUUUGUGGAGAUUUACUAAAGAAGUAAUUAUCUCAGACGAUGUCUACAACCGUCUUCAGUACGUCCUCCUGAGCGCGAUCGCGGAGAAUACUCUUACCAUUCCUGCGGAUACCUCCGAGGCGAAGGCUCCUCAAAGUAGACCUGUAGGGCUUGUGCAAAGCGAUAAUAGUAUUGAGAGGCGUGGGGCUGUGGCGCGGAAUUCGCCUUCAGUAGAACAACCGACCCCAUCGACAAAAGCGGACGAUGAUACUGACAUGGUAAGGCCGCAUCCUUGUCGGCAGCAGGUGCUACAUCGAUUGCUCUCUUGCGCGCAGGAAAAUCUAGACCUCGAGCUCUUCAGAAUUGAAUUGGCAGACCUGGUUCCACCACCGGAGUGUGUGGUGCCGGAGGCGUCGUACUCAGAGAUGUCUCCCGGGGGCCCCUCCGAUCACGGCUUGGAUGCGGACGCGCCUUGUCGGCCGCCCUUUCGCCAAACCCCGAGCACACGCCACCCGCGCACCAACCUCGACCCCGCGGGUGACAUCUGGCAGCUCGGGAUGCUGGCGAUCGAGAUGGCCGAAGGGGGCUUCCCGUCGUGGUUGGUGAACCAGCACGUCCCGCUUCCUUCUCUCCGCCAGCCCCACUGGUCGUUCCACUUCAACUUCUUUGUGCGGCGGUGUCUCGCAGUCGACCCCGCGCAGCGCCCGACCGCGGCGGAGCUCCUCACCGACCCGUGGUUUUCCGCACAGCUGAGGUGGGAGGACCGGGACCGUCGCGUGUGGGCCUCCCACGUGGCCUCGCCGAUGGACCGCCGCCGUUCCGGGACCGGGGGGGGGCCCGAGACGGAACGGCUCAACGUGGAACGGCCUGGGGUGUGGGCCCCGGAAGCGCCUCUUCCCACGGCCCCUUCGAACGGCCGGCGUGGGAAACGGGGUGCGACCCCCUCGGCCUGGCAUGCCCACCGGGAGACAACGGGAGACCGCGACGGCGCGGUCGGGGGCAGCCCCCAUGAAGGGGGUGGGAACCCCUCGCCGGGCACUCGUCAUGGGCGCACCGCGCUCUGCUACGAGACGGACCGGAGCCUGUCUAAUGUAUUCCAUAAGUGUGUCCAGCGAUUCCCGUCGGUGUCGCUGCCCUUCCGGAGCGCGACGAGCGCGCUCGUCGCGGCUGGUGGGAGGGACUUGGAGUUCCCACACUCCCGCCCGCGUCGCGGGGAGGGAGGGAUCCUGGGCAACGACCAUAACACCGGCCCCACAGGGGUAUCCAUUGAGGGGCCCUUAUUUCCUCUUACGUCGGAAUACGGUGAAGCAUCGGUGGAGAGGGGUCUCUUGUCCAUCCGCGGCAAAGGCUCCGCUACUCAACCCCCUUCCCUCAUUUUUAGUCCUGCUAAACUCGGGGAAACAAAAUCUGUAGGUGUGUUGAGUAAUCGCGUCCGGGGUAGGUCCUUGGUCGUGGAUGGGUCUCAAAAGCGUUUAACCACUAAAGACCGGAUUUAUGAGCACCACACAGAUGGGCAGGAAUCUUUUUCUACCACUCCCUGUGUGGAGAGUCAACCAACAGCAAGUUGGAUUUCGUCCCAACUUCCCUUUACUCAGACUCCCAACAGAGAUGCCGCUACUGCGGUUACUUGUGGUCCCAGAGACGGUGGUGACGGUGAGACGAAUGCGUUGUUCUCUAACCAUGAGCGGUUUUCCCCUACGAAAGCGACGACUCGUGGCGGCGCAGUCUUAGCCCCACAUAUCCUUGACGUUAGCGUAUCUCCCCCUUCUACAAGGAAUGCUGAGCAGCAAACCACUCCUCAGCGCCCUGAUGACAUCAUAAACCCCACACAUUACAGCGGCGUCGAGUACGAACACGGGCUUAGCGGAGGUCCGAGGAGGACAGACCCCACGUGUCGCGUCCCGACUAAUGCACGGAAGGGAUCCCUGAUGAUUAAGCGAAAAACGACCAACGUGGACGCUGUGCAAAGCAGGCAACCCACGUCAGGGUCCGAGGGGCACACCAUGGAAGCCUCGCAAUGCACCAUCCUCACCCCUCGACGAGAUCACUACUCGAAGGCAGGGUAUAGUCAACAUUCACAGAGCUUCCAUGGAAGCAGUCAUACCCUUAAGCCGCUAGCGCCAUCCCUUAGCGAGGCCCAAAUGUUAGACGUGGGAGCGACCUGGAAGUCGCCCUCAGAUUCGUUCUCCGGCGGCUCCACUCUUCUCAAGGCCGAUCCACCGCCGCGCUGCUCCCCCUCCCUCGCGGGCCUCUUCACGGUUGCCAUGGACCGCUGCGCUGCGGAGGCGGCCCUCGCCGAGCGCUUCAGGCGCAUUCUGAAUCCCCCAAACGGGGCUCUGGAGGAGGGUCACGACGAUAGCGACUUUGGGGAAGAAAAGGAUCACACCUCUGCCCACCGCUACGCGGACAUGUUAUCAAACCUCUUGCAGUCAUUGAUCAGCCUCGACCGCGAAUUCCCGAACGCGGCGAGCCUUCUAUUAACCUCUCUGCUGCAGAAUCUUGGUCAGUGCCCGGGGCUGAAUGAAAUGGUUUUGUUCCCGCCGGAGUUGCGUCGUGUGCUGUUUCUUCCGGAAGAGGAGAAAAUUUUACGCGGUAUUUUGAGGUCGGAAGAGGUGUCCAGAAAGGCCACGGAUCCCCCGUUCACCAUUCUUCAAGCAAAAGGCAGCGAGGAGGACCAUGAGCACUGCGCUCCUCUCACUUCACCAUCCCCCUUGCCUGCUGUCGAUGGUAAUCCCACCGUUCAUAAAGUAUCACCUUCUGCCACCGCAGACUAUCCCUGCCCAAGCGCCUUUCAUCGUCAUGAGGUGUUGAAGUGGUGGGCCGCAAGCGUGCUGCCUUUGGCGGGAGAACACACGCGGCUACGGAGAAACGACGCCUGGAGCAGAACCAAGCGCAUUCCGAAUGGGGCCCCUCACGCGGAUGCCCUUCUCUUCGGAGAAGAUUCCAAUUUUGGGAGAAAAACUCAGUGA